AUCUCAAGCGCGCGAUGGUGAUUGGAGCUUCCAGUGGCUAUUUCUGCACGCGCAACAGCGGAUCCGCGGCGUUUCGGUGCCGUUUCUUUGACCAGUCUGAACCAUGAGCGUCUGGACUGAAGUGUGUCUGGUGUGUUCGGCUUUACCUGUGAAAACCUCCGGCUUUGUGUUAGUUCGGAAGGAAGCGGUGUCAGUGUUUGAGACGCGUGUCCAUGAGCGGAGGAAUGACGCGCCCUGCUCUCAAACUCCUCACAACUUUAUUCGCGUGUUUCAUACAAAUGCACAACUUCAGGAUAACAGAAGGAAAAGAGUCCGAGAGGGCUUCUUCAUCGACAAUGUCCCCGUCUGAUUUCCUGGACAAGCUAAUGGGGAGGACGUCUGGUUAUGAUGCCCGUAUAAGACCCAACUUUAAAGGUCCCCCUGUUAACGUCACGUGCAAUAUUUUCAUCAACAGCUUUGGCUCAGUGACUGAGACGACUAUGGACUACAGGGUGAACAUCUUCCUGAGGCAGAAAUGGAACGACCCUCGUCUGGCGUACAGCGAGUACCCGGACUCUUCUCUGGAUCUGGAUCCCUCCAUGCUCGAUUCCAUCUGGAAACCGGACCUGUUCUUCGCCAAUGAGAAAGGCGCAAACUUCCAUGAUGUCACCACAGAUAACAAACUCUUGAGGAUCUUUAAAGAUGGAACGGUUCUGUACAGCAUCAGAUUGACAUUAAUAUUGUCAUGCCCAAUGGACCUAAAGAACUUUCCCAUGGAUGUACAGACAUGCACAAUGCAGCUGGAGAGUUUCGGCUACACAAUGAAUGAUCUGAUCUUCGAGUGGCUUGAUGAAGGUCCCGUUCAGGUGGCAGAUGGUUUGACUUUACCACAGUUCCUCAUCAGAGAUGAGAAAGACCUGGGCUACUGCACCAAACACUACAAUACAGGUAAAUUCACCUGUAUUGAGGUGAAGUUUAAUCUGGAGCGUCAGAUGGGUUAUUACCUCAUCCAGAUGUACAUCCCCAGUCUGCUGAUCGUCAUCCUCUCCUGGGUCUCCUUCUGGAUCAACAUGGAUGCGGCGCCGGCUCGGGUCGCCCUCGGCAUCACCACCGUCCUCACCAUGACGACACAGAGUUCCGGCUCGCGAGCUUCACUGCCAAAGGUUUCCUAUGUGAAGGCCAUAGACAUCUGGAUGGCCGUGUGUCUGCUGUUUGUCUUCGCCGCUCUACUGGAAUACGCCGGCGUAAACUUUGUGUCCAGACAACAGAGGGAAUUUCUUCGCUUGAAACGAAGGCAAAGACGAAAUCAAAAGGAAGAUGAAUUACAAGACGGACGUUUGCACUUCCCUGUCUACAACCUGACUUCCUGUGUUAAGGACGGUACCGCGGUAAAAACUGCGACGACUAACACAGUUCAGCAGCCGCCAAUCCUGAAGAACACGGAACCGAACAGAAAGAAGUUUAUCGACAGAGCGAAGAGAAUUGACACGAUAUCUCGUGCUGCGUUUCCUCUGGCAUUCCUCAUCUUCAACGUCUUUUACUGGAUAACGUUCAAGAUUAUCAGACAUGAGAACGCCAGGAAAGUCUAGUUUGUCGGUAUAGUUUUAUUUCCCUUGUGAUUUUCAUGAGAACGCUGAGAAGAUCCAUUGAAGGGUGGUCAUUUGUACUUUCUGUCAGGGAUAAAAUUACUAACCGAUUUUGUGAAAACACUGUGUACGUCCCAUGAGAUCACUGGAGAUGUAUGGCAGCAAGUGGGAAUAUUUAAUUAAGGAAUUAAAGUGCAGUAUUGUCUAAAUGUAAUGUGAUGCAGUAUUCAAAUAUAUAAAGCUCCAGAGAGAACAGCAGUU
Molecule: messenger RNA, 1826 nt
Organism: Myxocyprinus asiaticus (Chinese sucker)
Lineage: Eukaryota; Metazoa; Chordata; Actinopteri; Cypriniformes; Catostomidae
Gene: glra2
Product: glycine receptor, alpha 2
Exons: 9
Coding region: 213-1568 (451 amino acids)
Biological process (GO): nervous system process; chloride transmembrane transport; regulation of membrane potential
Cellular component (GO): neuron projection; plasma membrane; synapse
Molecular function (GO): transmembrane signaling receptor activity; chloride channel activity; glycine binding
Source: RefSeq, a predicted model, not a curated record